AUGAAGAUUUCUAUUGCUGCUGCUAUUGGUCUCUUAGCCCUUGCUGUCUCCUCGGAGGCCGUCAAGGUUAACCCUUUGCCCAAGCCUGUCCACAUUAAGUGGGGUACCUCUGGGCCUAUCAGGGUCGCAAACAACUUCCGCAUCACAGGAACCAGACAUGAAAUUUUGAACAAGGCUUAUGCUCGCACUGCUUCGCUCAUUAAGGAAGAGCGCUGGAUCCCUCAGUCGUGGGAACAGCCCAUCCCUGAGUUCCCUCCUUUCCCUACGCUCGAGAAGCGCGGUGAUGAGAAUGAAGAAGUUGAGGCCUUCAAGAAUGGAGGCAGCAGGAGAGCCCUCAGCACUAUCAAUGUCCACGUCUCGGACACAAAAGCCGACCUUCAACACGGCGUUGAUGAGUCUUACACUUUGGAUAUUACUGCUUCCGGUAAGGGUCAGAUCACUGCUAAGACCAUCUGGGGCGCCCUCCACGGUCUCAGCACUCUUGAACAGAUUGUCAUUGAUGAUGGUAAGCACGGUCUCGUGAUCGAGCAGCCUGUCCACAUCGAGGAUGCCCCCAAGUACACCCAUCGUGGAGUGAUGUACGACACUGCCCGUAACUUUAACUCUAUUCGCUCCCUUCGUAAGCAGAUCGAUGCUCUUGCCUGGGCCAAGCUCAAUGUUUUCCACUGGCACAUCACCGACACUCAGUCAUGGCCUCUUGAAAUCAAGAAACACCCUCAAAUGACCAAGGAUGCUUACUCACCCCGUGAGAUCUACACCCAGAAGGAGAUCAAGAAGUUGGUUGAGUACGGUCGCGAGCGUGGUGUCCGUAUCAUCCCUGAGAUUGACUUGCCUGGUCACUCAUCUUCUGGCUGGCUCCAGGUUGAUAAGAAGGCUGUUACUUGCGCUGAUUCAUGGUGGGACAACGAUGGCUGGACUCACCACUCUGCUGUGCAGCCCAACCCUGGUCAACUCGACAUUUCAUAUGAGGGUACCUACAAGCUCAUUAAGGAUGUUUACGAUGAGACUGCCAAACUCUUCACUGAUAACGUCUUCCACGUUGGUUCCGAUGAACUCAACACCUACUGCUACAACUACUCGUCCUCUGCCAUGGAUUGGUUCAAGCAGCGCCCUGGUGCCACCUACUCUGAUUUUGCUCAGUACUACCUUGAGAAGGCCCUUCCCAUCUACAACGACAAACCCAGCCGCCGCUUGAUGAUGUGGGAGGAUAUCAUUCUCUCGCAUGAGAUGCCUGCCAAGGAUGUUCCCAAGUCCAUCAUCAUGCAGUCCUGGAACAAGGGUGUUGAGAACAUCAAGACACUUACCAGCAAGGGUUACGAUGUCGUUGUCAGCUCAGCUGACUUCUUGUAUCUCGACUGCGGUAACGGCGGUUAUGUUACCAACGAUCCCCGCUACAACGUUAACGAGCCCCCAGCUCUCCCUAAGGCCAUUGCAGAUGCCUUUGAAGCCAACCCCAGCGCAUACACCCCCACCACUGUCAACUACGGUGGCGCCGGUGCGUCGUGGUGUGCCCCCUACAAGACCUGGCAGCGCAUUUACUCCUAUGACUUCACCAAGGGCUUGACUGAGGAGGAAGCCAAGCACGUCAUUGGUGCUGAGGCUGCCCUAUGGUCCGAACAGUCAGAUGAUGCAGUCGUCGAUGCCAAGGUAUGGCCCCGUGCUGGCGCUCUUGCUGAGUUGCUCUGGUCCGGUAACCGCGAUGAGGAAGGCUGGAAGCGCACCACCGAGCUCUCUACCCGUAUUUUUGACUUCCGUGAGCGCUUGCUUUCCCGUGGCCUUGCUCCCGCCCCUGUUGUCCCUAAGUACUGCAUCCAACACCCUCAUCACUGCGAUCUCUUCCGCAACCAGACUGCCUUUGGCAAGUAA
Molecule: messenger RNA, 1866 nt
Organism: Lobosporangium transversale
Lineage: Eukaryota; Fungi; Mortierellomycota; Mortierellomycetes; Mortierellales; Mortierellaceae
Product: putative beta-N-acetylhexosaminidase naga
Exons: 1
Coding region: 1-1866 (621 amino acids)
Biological process (GO): carbohydrate metabolic process; glycosaminoglycan metabolic process
Cellular component (GO): membrane
Molecular function (GO): beta-N-acetylhexosaminidase activity
Source: RefSeq, a predicted model, not a curated record